AUAGGCUAUUCAAUGGUUUCAGAUGUCUGAAUCACAAACUAAACUUGGUGAAAAUGAAAUAAUUGAAGAAAUAAUUCAUAUUUCCUGAAUACAUAGAUUAAUGAAGUGGAAAGAAAUGGCCAAUUAAGUCUGAUUAUCAAGCUGCGAAUAGUGUAACUGAACACUUCAAGACGUUCCACAGAAAUCCAUUAGUUGGCAGUAAAGUGGCAUGUGAUUAAACGCAGAGGAAGACCAGUGUCAGCUGAUUGGAGAACAUCAGGUUUCGUUCUUGUACUUUUGUUUUGGUCUUCUGUCUAGACGCGGUCUUAUCGAUCCUUGGCGAUGACCUGGACGUACCAAUAACGAGCAAUCCGCUUGAUAACUCGUGGUAGGAGAGAUGGCGCUGCUAAUGGAGCACCAGUUCAGACAGAUGCCAGCUGACAGACAGGUGGAAACGAGACCUUUCUUGGAGGCUGUGUCAUACCUUCCACCAUUCUUUGACUGCCUUGGCUCGGCUAUUUUUGCCCCAGUAAAGGCCGACAUAGCUGGUAACAUCACAAAAAUCAAGGCGGUUUACGAUACCAACCCAGGACGGUUCAAAACACUGCAGCACAUUUUGGAGGCAGAGAAAGAAAUACAUGGAGCAGAAUGGCCAAAAGCUGGAGCAACGUUGGCUCUUCUGUGGCUUAAAAGGGGUCUACGGUUUAUUCAAGUCUUCCUACAGAGCCUGGUAGAUGGUGAAAAAGAUGAUAGCAACCCGAACCUCAUUCGAGUCAAUAUCACCAAAGCUUAUGAAAUCGCCCUUAAAAAGUAUCAUGGCUGGUUUGUGCAGCAGCUCUUCAAGGCAGCUCUUUUCGCUGCUCCAUAUAAAACAGAUUUCCUGAAGGCCCUCUCCAAAGGUCGGGAUGUCAAGGAAGAGGAAUGCUUGGAAAAAAUCCGAAAAUUCCUUGUCAACUUCACUGCCACUGUUGAUGCUAUUUAUGAGAUGUACAGUAAGCUGAAUGCUGAUCUUGAUUACACAGUGUGACCGCAAAACAUUAUGCUUUAUUCCAAUGAUCCGCUUAGCUAACAAAGCAAUUUACAUUCUGCUGUAAUCUGUAAUCUGCUCUUUGACCUGGCUCCCUAUAGGUCAUCUAGAACUGUGGAAGUGAAUUUACAAUACUCUGUGGUUACACGUCAAAUAUCUCUACACUUUUAAUCAUACAUGUGCCUAUUCUGGCAAACUCGUUAGGCCUUUUGGCCUCCAACUCUGAGACUGGUUUCUUAAAGCAGCUGAUGAUUUAAACCCAGUAGUUCUUUGUUUGUCAUAUAAUCACAUUCAUGAUCAUAAGAUAAUUGUACCAAGAAUCAAAGUUGUAAACAAAUGUUUACAGGUUUCUUGAGCCAGAUCCUUAUCGGCAAUGAAGAAAAAAAUAUAAUCUCUACUCUAAUAAUCUUUACUUUUUACUAAAUUUUAAGAUUUAAAGCGUUAGGGUCCUUUAUCCUCACACAUAAGAAAAGGGCGGCACUUUUAGUCAUACAAAACAAUAAUUAAAAAUGUGUUUUUGCUGGGGUUUCUUGUUUGAAGUUAAACAAUCAAAAUUCAAGCACAUAGUUUGCAUGAUAUAAAACAUUGUGGAAAAGAAGUCAGCGGUUUUCAUCUUACAGACUAAGAUACAAUACUGUGUACUUGUCCAGUGUUUGGGGUAAUUUAUUGUAGUUUUUAGUAAUUAAUUAACUAUUUUAUUUAUGUUGUGAUGUUAAUAUAUUAUUAUAUUAUAAUAUUAUUCAUUUAGUAAUACAAAACAUAUGUGAAUAUAAUUUCUUUUCCGCAAUUUUUUUUAAGUACAAGACGUUGUACAUACGGUGCUGUAAACUGAUUUUUAUAGUGCACACCUGUUUGUGCCUUAAGAUGGAAUUACAUUUAAGUCAAAAUUACCACUUUUCUGCCCUAGUCCUUCAUGUUUUUAUACAUGUUACUUUGUGUGAACCAGGGGGGCUAAGUAAAAACAAAUAGUUAAUUAUUACUGAAAGUAUGUUCUCUUUUAUACUUCCAUACUAUGCAAGAUUUCAAAAGGUUUCCAAUAACUCUUCCAAAGCGUUGCUUCAUCAGCACUCAGUGCCUUCUCUUCUCUCAGGUUCUCACGUAAAACCUGAUGUGAAUUUUAUUUAAACCUUUCCCCUUUAUCCAGUGGAUAUACCGUGUUGCAAUAUAUUUUUUCCCUUUUACAUGGUUGGUAUAAUUUCUGUUCCUUAGAAAAAUUAUAUUAAAUGUGAUUUUUCAACAGCAAAUCAACCAUGAAUAACUGUCGUCAUUAUGCUUUGAGUUCAUGUGCUGAAAAGCUCUUCUGAUGUGUCGCUUGUUGCUGAAAUUCUGUUGCAGUGGAUGUAUAGUGAAUAAAAACACAAAGCUUGUUUGUUCAAUUUAUAUAAACCAUAUAAUUUGCAAUAAAGAUAUGUGCAGUAUCUAA
Pungitius pungitius (ninespine stickleback) is the source of this 2429-nucleotide messenger RNA. RefSeq names its product glycolipid transfer protein a (gene gltpa). NCBI's taxonomy places the organism in Eukaryota, Metazoa, Chordata, Actinopteri, Perciformes, Gasterosteidae. Gene Ontology annotation, biological process: ER to Golgi ceramide transport; intermembrane lipid transfer. The record is from RefSeq and is a predicted model, not a curated record. Gene Ontology annotation, cellular component: cytoplasm. Gene Ontology annotation, molecular function: lipid transfer activity. Bases 377 to 1006 code for a protein of 209 amino acids. The transcript is spliced from 6 exons.